Messenger RNA from Debaryomyces fabryi, 4827 nucleotides. RefSeq names its product mitogen-activated protein kinase kinase kinase (gene BCK1). Lineage: Eukaryota; Fungi; Ascomycota; Pichiomycetes; Serinales; Debaryomycetaceae. The record is from RefSeq and is a predicted model, not a curated record. Bases 1 to 4827 code for a protein of 1608 amino acids. The transcript has a single exon. Gene Ontology annotation, molecular function: ATP binding; protein kinase activity. Gene Ontology annotation, biological process: protein phosphorylation.
AUGGGUAUGCCACCAUCAACCCAAAAUAGAAUAGCUUCUGAUGGUGUAAUUUAUUCGAACCAACAUAUUUCGGGAUAUAUGAUGCACCCAAACCUUAAUAAUAAUUCCAACCAACAUAAUGAUAAUUUGGAUAACCAUUUUGAUGAACGAAAACUGAAUCUACCCUACCCACCGAACGAUAGUUUUGGGACAUUUUUACAAGAUGAGACAUCUACUCCCAAUAAACAGAACUUAAAGAUGGCUACAAAUAAUUCAUCUUCUCCAAUACAAUCAAGUCAUCAUGAUCCUAAGAGUUUCAGCUUUUCUGAACAAAAUGACUCGAUUCAAGAGUUCCAAGUUUCCCCUAUCAAGGAAAAUGCUCCACGUCCAUCGCGUUAUGCAUUUGACGGAUUUCCUAGAGACGAUGUGAGCCACGAAAAACGUCACUCUAACCGUUCAUGGUCUCCACCUCCAAAUUCAUCUGGAAGUGACAAUUCAAAUGCUAUUGGACUGAUUAUAGGUGGGUAUGAUUAUAGCAAAAGUUCGUUAGACCUAGUUUUAAAAGACAAUGAGGAUAAUUUUCAUAAUGAUAGAAAAUCAAAUACAUUAUUACAAAAAGAAGAUACCAAUGAUUCUGGGGGGCAAUUUUAUUUAAGCAAUAAUACAAUUCAGGCUAACGAAGCUGGUAUGGAUGUUAAAGCCCAUAAUAGAAAUAGUUCAGAAUCAUCAACUGUUUCAAAUACAUCUACCACAUCUACGAUAACACCAUCCACUAUUAGCAAAGGCAAGAGAUUUGUUCGAUACGCUAUGAAUACCCAAUCAAAAUCGUCCAUGACUAAUACAUCUACCAAAUGGCACAUUCUGAAUGUACUUAAAUGGCUUGAAUAUCACGGUUUUAAUAGCUCUUGGCAGGAGACCUUUCGAAGAAAUGAAAUAUCCGGUAACAGGUUUCUAGAGUUAUGUAAUUAUGAGGUGGACUCGAUGAUUUGGAAGCAAUUCAGUAAGUUCUUGGUCUUGGAUAACGAAAAUAAUUCAAUUGAAAGAUUUAUUGAAUUGCUAAAAGGACAUCUUUCGACAUCCGAACCAGUGGACGAUUACAAUGCCAAUAAAGAGUACCAAAUGCAAUCGCAUUCAAGAAAAAGCUCGAAUGAAUCACAUUUGUCUCCUGUUCUUCCUAAUAAUUUAGCAGAAAAUCGUAAAUCAGUGCCCAUAUUCCAUAAAAGAAAAUCUGUAUCAAUACCUGCAGUAUACGGUACUUCAUCACAGUCUAAUAAUUUAGCGCCAUCUUCCAACCAGAGACCAGUAUCCUAUGUGGACUUGAGCUCCCAUAAACCAAAUAAAGAUUUGCAAUCCCAUCACAAAUUCUUUCGAAAAUCCAAAUCAUCAUAUUCUGAAGCUCCUCCAUCCUACGCCGGUACUAACAAUUUACCCAUAUUACCUUCCAAUUAUCAAAAUAUAAACGGUCAUAGAAAGUCGAACUCAAAGACUUCUUUAUCAUUAAAUGAUGACCUCAUCGUUGACUCGAAUAGAAUUAAAUAUACAGGGGCACCCCUACUCAAAACAUCGAGUUUGCAAAAUUUUCCAACUCCAAGUGUUGAUGCUAAUCAACCAACCUCAUAUGGUAAAAAGUCUGGCCUUCUUAGUACUUUAAAAAAAUAUGGUAGUGACAAAGCAGUGGGAAUUGUAAAACAAGUGCAUAAUACUUCUUCCUCUGCUGUUACAAAAACCGGCGGAAUAAGUAAAAACAGUAAUAAAAACGUUGUAUCUCCUGUUAGUCCUCUUGAAUUUCGAGAUCUUCUGUUACCCAAGAAGAAGCAAAACAUUUCCCAACCAAACAUUCAAGAAGGAGUUGAAAGCACUACUAUGGAUACCUCGAAUGCUAAGUCUCAAAGAUAUUCGAACUCAACAGGCAUGUCUAGUGAUGACACAUUACCUUCGCCUAUAACAAAUUCAUCAGCUAAGGUGAUCAAUUUCAAUAAUAAUACUUAUCUAGAUUCGAUAAAAAAAGCAGAUUUAUUUGGUGACCUUGACGAAAAGUAUUUACCAACAAUAGAUGAUAAGUUUAUUGACCGUAAAGUUAUAUUGGCUAGCAAAGAUAAUAUGCAUUUCAUGCCUAUAAAUUUGACAAGUGAAGAAACGAAGAAUAUAGAAUUACUCAAAAAAAGAAUAAUUCAUGAAUUAGAAAUAAUUGAUAUUGGAAUUAUAUCGUUUCAUUUAACUGAAUUUAAUUCUACUGAGGGUGUUGCUCUUAGGGAUGAUGUUUUGCUGAAUGUUAUGCGUACAGAUAUACUUGUGAAACUCUUUGUAAAUCAAGAAAUAUCUUCAGAUACUACAGCAACAAUCUCAACUACGUCCUCUGAUUCUAAGUCUUUUGAACUAAUUGGUGAGAAUAAUGAUGAAAGAAGCUAUCCAAGCACGCCACAAUAUCUUUUGCAAAAUACUAAAGACCCUAAAGUCGAUUAUUGGAACUUCAAGGAUGCAAACAAUGACAAGCUUUCCAGUAUUAACGAGAUAAGUUCUGUUAGAGAUGCAAGAAAACCAUCUUCAAAUCCCCAAUUUACUAUGAAAUUACAUUUACCUGAAAAUAAGAAAAUUUCACAAGAUAUUAAACCACCAUCAUUACUGAUAAAUACGACUCAAAUUAAAAGUAACCUGCCAUCUUUAUCUCCAAACUCGUCGAAUUUAAGUGACAAGCAGAACUCAUUUAAAGUUCUAAGAAAAGAAGGUCACGAAAUAGACUUCGAUAAAAGAAGAAAAUCCCCAUAUGAAUCGAAAGCUCCUAAAUUGAUACCAAAUAUUUAUUCCUCAUCGGUAUCAAAUCCAUCCAAAUCUCCAAUUUCGGCAAGUACAAUAGCAACACUAAGGGAUGAAAAUAUAGAUAGUAAUCAAAAUAAUUUAUCUUCAAGCAUUUCAUCUGGUUCGAUUGAUAGGGAUAAGUCUGGUAGUAUUGUGGCCAAGAGAAAUGCUCCUCCUCCGCCACUCGACAGAAAGCUGAGCGUAAAAGGGUCACAUUCGUUAAAGAAAGCAUCGAUCCUGCCUUCGAUUUCAACACUAUCAAAAACACUGUCUUAUUCUAGUCGCUCGACUAGUGGCAGUGAAAGGUCAAUGAGUUCAAGGAAAGCAUUCAAUAAAAGGAAAGGAUCUACUUCAAGAAAAAAUUCUAUCAUCGUAGAUGAUUCAUUUGCAUUCAAAGAAAAUGAUGUAUCAUUUGAUGAUGUUCCCACGGUGCAAAGAGAUGGGGAUGCUUCAUCUGAUGAUGAAGAUUUUUUUGUUAAACCAAUUAAGAACCAAAAAAGUAAUGCCAAUGAUGAGGAUAACGAAAGUGAUGAAGAUUUUUUCAUGAGGCCUAUAAGAUCUCCUGAUUCUAAAGGGCAAAAUAAUAUUCCUAAAGGUCGUACUUUAACUGAUCCUACGUCAAUAAAAAUGAAUGUAAGACCUCCUGUAGAAGAAGUCUAUAGGAAUCUUGAAAAGUAUUUCCCUAACACUAACUUGGAUAAACCAAUCAUAGAUGAUUCGCCUGUUUCUCCAGUGAAUAAACAUUUGCCAUCGAUUGAAGCAUCAAAUGCCAUUCCUGUGAGGAAACCAACAAUUUCAAGAACUUUCUCUAAUGCUAAUAUGUCACCAAUCCAUCCCAAAUUAGAUUCUGGGGAUGAAAUUUUAUAUGCUGAAAAUCAAGAACCUACGUUGAGUCGUCGCCAUAUGAAAACUAUUCGUGUUGUCGCAAAUGAAGCUCGUAAAAAGAGGUUGGAAAGGCAAAACUCACCUCAAGCUGGUAGAUCUUUGGAAUCGUCAUAUCGCACUACUCAUUCAGGUAAUUUCAACUCAUUAAAUAGGACAAAUACUAAAUUAUGGGGUCAGAAGGUUGUUGAAGUCACGUCUACUGAAAUUGAAAAAGGAUUUGUGAGCAAAUUAAAAAGUGGAAAGCAUGGUGAAUUUGAAGAGUUUGCCUGGAUUAAGGGUGAAUUGAUUGGUAGAGGGUCAUUUGGUGCGGUAUACUUAGCUUUAAACGUUACAACUGGUGAAAUGUUGGCAGUCAAACAAGUAAUUGUUCCCAAUGAUUUUCUGAACGGUUGCCCAAAAGUCUCUGAAGGAAUUGAUGCUUUACAUAAAGAGGUUGAAACUAUGAAAGACUUAGAUCAUCUUAAUAUUGUGCAAUAUUUGGGCUUUGAACAGAAGGAUAAUAUUUAUAGCUUAUUCUUAGAGUAUGUUGCUGGUGGAUCAAUCUCAUCAUGCAUGAAAUCUUUUGGGAAAUUUGAAGAACCAUUAAUUAAGUUUAUAACGAAGCAAGUUUUAUUAGGUCUAGAAUACUUGCAUUCGAACGGUAUAUUACAUCGUGACUUAAAAGCUGAUAAUUUGCUAUUAGAGAUCGACGGAACGUGUAAAAUAUCUGACUUUGGUAUAUCUAAGAAGUCUAAGGAUAUAUAUGUAAACAAUGCUGAGAUGUCAAUGCAAGGUACGGUUUUCUGGAUGGCACCAGAAGUUAUUGAUAGUAUUGUUGCCGACAAAAAGCAAGGGUAUAGUGCUAAAGUAGAUAUUUGGUCAUUAGGAUGUGUUGUACUAGAAAUGUUUGCAGGUAAAAGACCAUGGUCAAAUGAAGCAGUGGUAAGUGCAAUUUAUAAAAUUGGUAAAACUAAAUUGGCUCCGCCAAUACCUGAUGACAUUACCCAUUUGAUUUCUGAUGAGGCACGGUCAUUUAUUAGAAGAUGUUUCACGAUUGACCCAGAAGAAAGGCCAACAGCCAGAGAUCUCUUAGGGGAUCCAUUUAUUAGUAACGAAUCUAAUUUCUCUUUUGAAACUACGAAAUUAGCUCAGAUGAUCAAAUACAAUUACAAGAAAUACAAUAUUUAA